Vicia faba (fava bean) is the source of this 687-nucleotide messenger RNA. The record is from the annotation of a GenBank genome assembly. NCBI's taxonomy places the organism in Eukaryota, Viridiplantae, Streptophyta, Magnoliopsida, Fabales, Fabaceae.
AUGAGAGACCUUAUUAAGUAUUGCAAAAUAAAGGGCCUGCUGAUAGAGCUCGGCGGGGAGGCGAGACUAGUUAUCAGGUCAGAGAGAAGCCUGGCCCGUAAACUGGCCCCCUUCAAAAUAAAAACCCAUUAUUUCAUAAGGAUUUGUUACGUGCGAUAUGCCGACGACUUACUAUUGGGAAUCGUGGGUGCCGUAGAGCUUUUGAUAGAAAUACAAAAACGUAUCGCCCACUUCCUACAAUCCGGCCUGAACCUUUGGGUAGGCUCUGCAGGAUCAACAACAAUAGCUGCACGGAGUACGGUUGAAUUCCCCGGUAUGUUCAUUCGAGAAGUCCCUCCGAGGACGACUCCCAUACAAUUAUUGCGAGAGCUGGAGAAGCGUCUACGGGUAAAGCACCGUAUCCAUAUAAUUGUUUGCCACCUACGCUCCGCCAUCCAUUCCAAGUUUAGGAACCUAGGGAAUAGUAUGCCGAUAAAACAGCUGACGAAGGGGAUGAGCGAAAGAGGGAGUCUACUGGACGGGGUUCCACUAGCGGAGACUCUUGGAACAGCUGGAGUCAAAAGUCCCCAAGUAAGCGUAUUAUGGGGGACCGUCCAACACAUCUGGCAAGGAUCGAGGGGGAUCUCGUUGUUGCAUAGCUCAGGUAGGAGCAACGCGCCAUCGGACGUUCAAGAGGCAGUCGCAUGA